Messenger RNA from Phalaenopsis equestris, 1773 nucleotides. Its product is annotated as malate dehydrogenase, chloroplastic. The transcript is spliced from 2 exons. The record is from RefSeq and is a predicted model, not a curated record. Bases 270 to 1508 code for a protein of 412 amino acids. NCBI's taxonomy places the organism in Eukaryota, Viridiplantae, Streptophyta, Magnoliopsida, Asparagales, Orchidaceae. Gene Ontology annotation, cellular component: cytoplasm; mitochondrion. Gene Ontology annotation, biological process: tricarboxylic acid cycle; malate metabolic process. Gene Ontology annotation, molecular function: L-malate dehydrogenase (NAD+) activity.
UUAGAAAUUUUGCUGCAUGUCGUCACUUCUGGAAGCCAAAACCAGCCAAAACCCUAACUUCUACGUCUCCACGCUGCCUUGACGUAGCUCGUCCACGACUACGGGUGCGAGAGCCCGGACCGUACUGGUCUGCCUUCCGGCGCAAGCAUUCGGCUUUUCACCCCAAUACAGUUAUCCCCCUUCACGCCUUCACGUUUUCCCUACGGUUCGUCGGACGGACCUGACGAAGGUUCGGAUCUGAGACCAUUUUUCUUGCGGUCCCAUAAGAGAUGGCAGGAAUGACAACAUUAUCUGCAAGUCCAGCUUCCUACAGCACUAAAACUAUCUUGGCAGCGAAACAUAAAUCCCUUGGCUCGAGUUUCAAUUCUUCUAAGUUUCUCAACAGCUUCAUUGGUUUAAAGGCGACAUCUUCACUUGAAACUGAAUCAGAGGUCUCCUUCAUAGCAAAGGCAAGUAAUCGUGCUUUACGAGCAUCCUGCCUUCCGAAGCUCCAACCAAAGCAGAGGUCUGCAAAUCAGUUCCUGCCUCAAGCUUCAACCUUCAAGGUGGCUGUUCUUGGAGCUGCCGGAGGAAUUGGCCAGCCAUUGGCCCUCUUAAUCAAGAUGUCUCCCUUAGUCUCAACCCUGCAUCUGUAUGAUAUAGCCAAUGUAAAAGGAGUUGCAGCUGAUCUUCGCCACUGCAACACCCCUUCACAAGUGCUUGAUUUCACCGGUCCUUCAGAAAUUUCAAAUUGUUUGAAGGGUGUGGAUGUGGUAGUGAUCCCUGCUGGGCUUCCAAGGAAACCUGGAAUGACUCGUGAUGACCUGUUUAACAUAAAUGCGAACAUUGUGAGGACUCUUGUGGAGGCUGUCACCGAUCAUUGCCCAGACGCCUUCAUCCAUAUCAUAAGCAACCCGGUCAACUCUACCGUCCCGAUUGCCGCUGAAGUUCUCAAGCAAAAGGGUGUUUACAAUCCAAAGAAGCUUUUUGGGGUUACUACACUAGAUGUUGUCAGAGCAAACACAUUUGUUGCACAAAAGAAGAAUCUCAGACUCAUUGAUGUAGAUGUACCAGUCAUUGGUGGUCAUGCUGGGAUCACCAUCUUGCCACUACUGUCGAAGACGAGGCCAUCGGUGGUCUUUUCAGAUGAAGAAGUGCAAGAGCUAACUGUGAGAAUCCAGAAUGCUGGAACUGAAGUAGUUGAGGCGAAAGCUGGAGCUGGUUCCGCAACUUUGUCAAUGGCUUAUGCAGCAGCCCGGUUUGUGGAGUCAUCUCUACGGGCAUUGGAUGGAGAUGAUGACGUAUAUGAGUGCUCCUUCGUGCAGUCUGAACUCACUGAAAUUCCUUUCUUUUCUUCUAGAGUUAAGCUUGGGAAGAAUGGCGUUCAAGCUUUUGUACCAUCGGACCUUGAAGGUCUUAGUGAAUUUGAGGCGAAGGCUUUGGAUGCCUUGAAGCCAGAAUUGAAGGCUAGUAUUGAGAAGGGUGUUUCUUUUGCGCAGAAACAGGCAGCAACAGCAGCAACUAACUAAGAUUAAGCGCGCACUCUUUUUUCAAUCACAGCUACAUUCAAACAUAGGCAUUACAGGAGAAAAUAUUCGGAUCUCCCAUUUGUGGGAAACGGGCCACUAAGAAUUAUAUUACUAAUUUUAUGUAAUUUUUUUGUUCAUGUUGAGUUCUCUUGGAUGAUCCAUAUUUCAUUGAGCAGGACAUUGUGUUCUUGGCCUCGGCUUGUUUCUGCUUCUGGAACUCCUUUUGCUUUAUAAGAAAUUUUAUUUUGUCGCAGAGUCAGGGAGA